CCCAGACUGUGAUGAAAUACAAACUCCACCCCUUGUUAAAGAAGGUAACCUCCAAGCCUAUAAAUAUCUUUCCCAUGGCUCAGGGCUACUAACUUCUGGAGACGUUUUUAAGGAGUUCCAGUAAGCACAGGCUGGCUGGAGCUUCUGCCAUGGAGGCGCUGGCUUUCACAGAGGGGCCCAACCCUCACAGUGACCCCCAAACAGCAAGAAACUAUAGGAUUACCCUGUGUCUUGCAGCAUGUUUGGUCAUCUUGAUGCUGGUUUUACUUCCAUUUUCUAUUGCCUGCAUUCUUCUCCAUCACAAACAGGUAAGCAUAUAACAAACCUCUAGAGAAAGAUUUAUUUAAAACAUUUUCCUCCUACUCUUCAGCUGAGAAAGCUCCCAGAGUGAGAUCAUUAACAAAUAAGCCAGUCGCUGCCCUCAGGUUUACAACCACAAGACAGCAGAAAAGGCGAGGGGGGGAGGGGGCAAGCAAACAGGGGCUCCAGUUCUUGCGAGUUACAAAGUUCUUGCGAGGAUCCCCUUGAGGGAGAAGCGCCCAGAGGGGUGAGUGCUAAGGGGGUGCCCCCCAGUUCUCAUCUAUGAUGCUGCUGCUGCAGCCCAAUGGAACGACUGAUGUUAGUAUAUCGAUGAUUUGUAUUAAUUAGUAGUUGUAACAAUUUUAUGUCUAUGGUAACUUUAUGGGAAAUACAAUACUGGAACUUUGCAGCAUUGGUCUAGUGGAAUUUUAAGGAAGAGCCAGUGCAAAAUAGUUAUUAGACUGCUAUGACUCAGGAGACCCCAGGUCAUAAAGUCACGAAACAUCUUUGGGGCCAUUCAUGCGCCCCAGGCCCUUGUGGCGUGGAUAAAAUGGGGAAGGGGAGAAACCAUACCUGCCUCCUAAAGCUCCUUGGGAGGUGGGAUAGAAGAGGCAUCAAUGAAUCUCUGCCCUGCGGCAGGGGGGUGCUUUUCUGCCCAUGGCCCAGGUGUUACCGACAGGUGGUGUCUGAAGGAAAAGUGGGUGAAGCAACAGGUGUGGGUCUUGCCUUCAGUGGCGAAGCAAGCCGCUCAGGCGCCUGGGGUGGCAUGACCAGGGGCGGGGCGAGGUGCCCAUAGGGACGGGGCACACUGUGGAGCCUCCGGAGUCUGCCUGCCUCCUCCCACUCAGCCGUCCUGCAGCUGGGGGGGGGGGAGCAGCGGGCAGACUGUUUGGGCAGUGCAGAGCCUGCACGCACCCAAGCCACCGUGUCUCUCUCAGGAGAGACAUGUGGCUCGGGCACGCUGCAGGCCCCGUAGUGAGUGUUGCCUGGCAUUUUGUCACCCCCCUCAGUGGUGACACCCGGGGCAGCCCACCUCCACCGCACCCCCCUUCCUCCACCCUGCUUACCUUUUCACAGCAGGCUCCCCUCCAGCCACUCAAGCAUACUAGAUGCCCCCACCGCUCUAUCGUAGAACCGGGCGACAAUGCCAACCAGGCAAAAAAAAAACCCUCAGGUUGUCUGGAGAGUGUGGCCUGGCAAGAGGGUGUGAGGCCUGGAAAGAGUGUCAAGGGCCAGGUAUAGGGGCCUGGAGGGAAAUAGUUGGCCCCAGAACUGAGGUUCCCCAUCUGUGCUCUAUGAGAUGUUAUUUUUAGUUCCUCCUUGUCCAUGGUCAGAGGAGCUGUGACAAAGCACUGUGGCUUCCACUAAUAGCACAAAUCACAGAAUCAUAGAAUUAUAGAGCUGGAAGAGCCCCUGAGAAUCAUCUAGUCCAACCCCCUGCAGUGCAGGAAUAUGCAGCUGUCCCAUACAGGGAUCGAACCUGCAACCUUGGCGUUAUCAGCACCAGACUCUGGCACACCCUGCUACCCUGCUCACGAGGUGCAGUUCCAUGACAAUUGUUCAUCAGGUCAGGGUGGCGGGGGAAGCCAGCCAGUCAGAACUCUGAGUUCUUUAAGAAAAGUAGUCUAUUAUUUAUAUGGGUCUUAUGAGGAUUCAAGCAGAGGUACUGGCGUAAACGAGCAUCCCACCGCAAAUCGUUGCAAGCAGAAUAAUCAUGUGCCUGGCUCAGGAAUGAGGUUGAAAUUCAAUUUGGUUCACAUUUGCCUGGUUUGCACUUUCAGAAACAAUAUGCAAAGUGAAAUGGUCAUCUGUCAAGAUUCUCCCUUUGCCAGUUCUCCAGCCCAGCAAUGUGUACAAAAAUGCAAGCACAAAGGUAAAGCUUGCAUCCUUAUUCAAGUAUAAUAAUGAAGAUCUGAAGAAGAAGGAACUGAUGACUCGUUUCCUUUUUGCUUCAUGAGGAACAAUAGCUAAAUACUGGGGGAAAUUCAGUUUAUGACUCUAGAAUAUGGGUACACUAGUGGCCAAAAUUGUGGAAACAUUUUGGGAAAAGUGUAUUUCCAAGGUUUGAUGGCUCAUAACACCACUUCUUCUUUUUUAGUAAUACCGUAAAAUAUCAAUGGAAUGAAGAAUGUAAUGUAACAAAGUUUGUUGAAUUAUCUGUAUUCUAUCAAAAGUUAUAGCCAAAGAACCAGAAAAAGGAAGCACAACUUGCUUAGGUUGAUAUGCAGUAGCUUUCCUUCAUUUGAAUGUAGCCAAUGAGCACGAGUGUUUAGAGAGCCAAUCGGGUGUCAUCUUGUUUUGGCAAUGAUUCAGUCAGGUCACGGUAGGAUUCAGCUACUGAUGGUAUGUACUAGAGCUGUGAGGACAUUGGUCAGUGUGUUGUGUGAUUGCUAUCAAGUUGGUUGGAUUUUUUGUGUUCUUUCAUUUAGUGAGCUUGUAAAACAUAAUAAAUAACUUUAAAGAAAUGGCGCAAAGAGUUGACUGGUCACCCAGAAAGUGAAGUAAAAUAGUACAAUUAAGUGAACAAAGCUAAACUUAUAAAGAAAUUAGAAGAAAAAAUGGUGGAAACUUAACCAAAGGUGGCAUUUCUAAUUUUUUGAAGAGGUAUAAGGAGACUCAGUCACUACAAAAUCAGACUGGUAAAGGCAGCAAAAGGUGCACAACAGCAAGUGAUGAUAGAGGAAUUGAGAGACUGUGCCCACGUGACAGAAGAAAAUCAUCUGAGUGUAUACAAGAUGACAUGGCGUGAUGUAAUGUGAAGUUGAGUGCAAGGACAGUUCGGUGCAGACUGCAGGAAUAUGGUCUAAAUGCUAGAAUUCCAAGGGAAAAGCCAUUGCUAUCUCUCAAACAAAGGUUGAAAAGGCUAAACUGGGCUAAACCCAUGUUAACUGGACAGUGGAACAAUAGGACAGUGUUAUUUGGAGUGAUGAGACCAAAAUCUCUUUGCUCGGUUGUGAAAUAUGUGAGAAGAAUUGCAGAAGAUUUACAUCUUCCUUUUAUUAAGAUAAAGGUAAAGGACUCCUGGAUGGUUAAGUCCCGUUGAAUUUGACUCUGGGGUUGCGGCGCUCAUCUCGCUUUCAGGCCAAGGGAGCCGGCGUUUGUCCACAGACAGCUUUCCGGGUCAUGCGGCCAGCAGAACUAAACCGCUUCUGGCACAACGGGACACCGUGACGGAAGCCAGAGUGCAUGGAAACGCAGUUUACCUUGCCACCACAGCACAACUGUGUGGAAAUGAUUUUUGAAUUUGCAAUUACCUUCAACGGAUUGAUAAAAACAGAAGAUGGAAAUUAUUGUUUCUAGCUAAAGGACAGCUUAUUUGUCUUGGAAAGGAGAUAAAACAAAUACGUUUGGACAUAUGCUUGUUACAAAUGGCAGAAAGCCAGAUUUCCUCCAUUUUGGGAUGUGCCACAGUGGAAAAUCACAGACAUGAGAAAAGUGAAAGUGAAAUGCCACGGACAGGAAAAUAAACACCCACACAGAAAUAUAUUAUAUUGGUCUAACCUGCUUGCCAGACGAACUAACGAAGGAUCACCAUCAGAUUGUCCUAUUGGAAUUACCUGGACUAAUUAAAGAGAAGCAGUACAAAUAUGAGAUCAUCAUCAUCCCCCGAACCUCAGAGCACGGGAAGUCAACCAAAGAUUUAUAAUUUGGCAUAAAAUUUGGACUGUUUGUUAAUUUUAUAAUUUGGAAUGUUUUUAAUGUGGUUUUAAUUAGAUUGUUAAAAUGGAAAACUUAAUAAAUAUUAUUAUAUAAAAAAUAAAAAAAUAAAACAAAUUCAGAGAAAGCUAUUACCGUAUUUUUCGCUCUAUAGGACGUACAGGACCAUAGGACGCACCUUGUUUUAGAGGGGGAGAACAAGAAAAAAAAAAUCUCCCCCUCUCUGCCCAGUGCCCCUUCAGCGAAGCGGCAGGAGGCGCUGUGCAGAGAGGGGGAGAAUUCCCCCUUGUUCUCCCCCUCUAAAACAAGGUGCCCUUCAAGGUGCGUUCAGUCGCCUACAGGCGGCUACCUUGGAAGCCUGGAGAGCGAGAGGGGUCGGUGCGCACCAACCUCUCGCUCUCCAGGCUUCAGGUUCCUUUUGACCUGCUCUUUGGGGCUGGCGGUGGGAAGCCCACCGCCAGCCCCAAAGAGCAGGUUGGGGAGCAGCGGAAAGGCACGCAGCCUUCUGCUGCUCCCCGAGCUUGUGGGGCUGGCGUGGGGGGAAGCGCUGCUUUCCCCCACCGCCAGCCCCAAAGAGCAGGUUGGGGAGCAGCGGAAAGGCAUGCAGCCUUCCCGCUGCUCCGCAAGCUUCUCGGGGCUGCCAGGGAAGCCCGGGGCUAUGGCUUCUUUAGCCCCGUGCACCCUCUCCCGGCUGGAGAGGUGGCGCACGACUAAAGAGGAAGCCAAGACACCGAGCAGGAUGCUUCCCGCUUGCUGUCUAUGCUUCCCACUCACUGUCUUGGCUUCUGCCAUAGCCGCUCUCCAGCCGGGAGAGGCUGCCCGCGUCUAUGGCAAUACCCCCACCUCCCGCAAAAGCCCACAGGAGCCCUUUAAGGAGUGUGCGGCUUCUAUGGGCUUUUCUACGAGGAGGCAGAAGGGACUGAUUGGCCACGUCAGUCCCUUCUCCCUCCUGAGGAAAAGCCCGCAAGAGCCGCGCGGAGUUUGUGUGUGGCUUUUGGGGGCUUUUUCUGCCUGCCUCCCCCCUGCAUUCGCUCCAUAGGACGCACACACAUUUCCCCUUCAUUUUUGGAGGGGAAAAAGUGCACCCUAUAGAGCGAAAAACACAGUAAUUAAAAAUGUCUCGUAUUAGUGAAAAUAAUAUACAAAAUGCAUUACAUUACAAGUAAUUGCAUAGGAAAAUGUCUGUUAGGAGAAAUUCGCACUAAGAAGCUGAUCAAUUCUCAAGAUGACUUUUAAAAAUUAAUUCACAGACUGAUGUGGAAAUGAUUGGAUAAAUGAGAAAGAUACUUUUUAUAAUAAUAAUAUUUGAAUUAUUAUUAUUUGUUUAUGUAUUUUUAAUAAUCUUUAUUAGUUUUGCACAUAAACACAUAUACAUAGAUAACAAGCCAUACAAAGCAAAAGUAACGAAAGUAAAGAAAAAAAGAAAGAAAGGAAAAUACAAUAUAUUUCAAUUAAGUAACAAGUUAAAAUGUAAAACUUCCAAUCAUUCUCAUUAUACUACUUAUAUUGUCUAUGUUUUCUCGCACAGAUUUAUAUUAUUUCACAUUAUUUUUAUAUAUUCCGAUAAGAUAUCUGAUACACUUUUUGCUUACAAGUAUCAAUCUAGUUCUGCAAGUAUGUUGUUGUUUGUACAAUACAAUUUUAAAUAUUCCUUAAAUAUUUUCCAUUCUGCAUAUACUUUCUGGUUUGAAACUCCUCUGACUCUUCCUGUCAGUUUUGCUAGUUGCAGGUACUCUGUCAUAAGAGUCUGCCACUCUGUUAUCGUUGGUAGUGUUUCAUUUUUCCAGUUUCUUGACACUAUUAUUCUAGCUGCUGUGAUUGCAUCCAUAAACAAUGGUCUUAUACUUUUUUAAAAUUCUAUUGGUAGUAUAGCUAAUAGGAAGAUCUCUGGGGGUUUUUUAAAUGUAAAUUUAAACAACUUUUUCAGUUCGCUGUAGAUGUUGUUCCAAAAUUCAGGGAUAACCAGACAUUUCUACCACAUAUGAAAAUAUGACUCUAUGUCCUUUUUGCAUCUCCAGUAUGUUGGCGACCUGCCUUUAUACAUUUUAGCGAGUUUUAAAGGGGUGUGAUGCCAUCUGUAUAACAUCUUCAUAGUGGUUUCCCUGAGGUAGCAUGCCCUGAAUUUAAUAUCUGUCCUCCACAAUCUUUCCCAUUGUUCCAUGUAGAUAUUGUAUCCAAGGUCCUGCACCCACCUUACCAUUACUAGUUUAACUUCUUCCUCUUUUACUUCCCAUUCUAAUAAGUAGUCAUAAAUUCGUGAAAUGUGUUUUCCUUUAUUGUGGGUUAACGCUUUUUCAAAUUUGGAUGUUUCUUUUGCAAGACCUUCUUUCUUAUCUAUACACAAUCUUUGGUUUAACUGAAAAUAUUGGAGCCAAUUCGACAGGUGGCUUUUGAUUUCAUCAUAUUUCUUCAAAGUUGGCUCAUCUUUAUCCGCUUCUAGUAAUAAUCGGUACGUGGGCAACUCUCGUUUCAUAUUCCUCUUUUUAACUGCUAUGACUUCUGCGGGUGAGGUCCACAUUGGUAUCUUUGGCUUCAGUAAUCCUUUAUAUUUAAUCCAUAUCUUAUAAAAUGAUUUUCUUAUCACAUGGCUCAAAAACCCCUUGUGGACCUUCACUUUUUCAUACAUUAAGUAAGCGUGCCAUCUGUACCGAUUGUCAUGGCCUUCAAGAUCUAACACAUCGGUAUCUUUUAAAUCGAUCCAUUCUUUUAGCCAUACCAAUCCUGCAGUUGCAUGGUAUAAUUCUAGGUCUGGAAACGCAAAGCCUCCUCUCUCUUUUUUAUCUAUUAGUAAUUGGUGUUUAAUUCUCGGUUUCUUUCCGUUCCAAACAAAUCUUGCUAUUUCCUCUUUCCAUUCUUGGAAACAUUUCAAUCUUCCCAGCAUUGGUAUUGUUUGGAACAAAAAAAACAUUCUGGGAAGAAUAUUCAUUUUCACUGCUGAGAUUCUUCCCCAAAGAUAUUUUUUUAAAAAGAUCUUUCCAGGAUUUAAUGUAGUUGUCUUCAUACAGGUUUAUACUUUUGGUUCAUAUCCAGAUCCCCAGAUAUUUAACCUUAUUAUUAAUUAUUUAACCUUAUUAUUAAUUUCCAGGCCUGUUCUUUCUUAUAAUUCUCUUUUCUCUUCCCGUGUUAAGUUUUUGGUCAUUAUUCUUCCAUAUUUUCUUUUGUUGUUGUUUAGUCAUUUAGUCGUGUCCAACUCUUCGUGACCCCCUGGACCAGAGCACGCCAGGCACUCCUGUCUUCCACUGCCUCCCACAGUUUGGUCAAAAUCAUGCUGGUAGCUACGAGAACACUGUCCCACCAUCUCGUCCUCUGUCAUCCCCUUCUCCUUGUGCCCUCCAUCUGUCCCAGCAUCAGGGUCUUUUCCAGGAGGUCUUCUCUUCUCAGGAGGUGGCCAAAGUCUUGGAGCCUCAGCUUCUGGAUCUGUCUUUCCAGUGAGCACUCAGGGCUGAUUUCCUUAAGAAUGGAUAGGUUUGAACUUCUUGUAGUCCAUGGGACUCUCAAGAGUCUCCUCCAGCACCAUAAUUCAUAUUUUACUAAUUAGGUCUAUAGCUGCUGGUAUGCUUUGUUUCAGAUCUUGUGUUGUUACAAUUAGAUCAUCGGCGAAUGCUCUAACUUUAUAAGACUUUUCCCCAAUCACUAUUCCUUUUGUAUUUUCGUCUUUCCUGAUAUUUUGUAAAAGUGGUUCUAGGGCUAAUAUAAAUAACAGAGAUGACAAAGGGCAUCCCUGUUUUGUCUCUUUUGCGAUGGGGAUAUUAUCUGUAAGGUUGCCAUUUAUAAGAAGUCUAGCUCUUUGUUGGUGAUAUUUGCUUCAAUUCCAUUUCUAAAUUUUGUUCCUAGUUCCAUUAUUUCUAUCUGUUUUUUCAUAAAAUGCCAGGAGACAUUGUUGAAUGCCUUUUCCGUACUGAGUAAUAACAAGGCUGCCUUUUUAUCACUUUUAGCUACUAGAUAUUCCAAAAUAUCAACAAUGUUUCUGGUAUUUCCUGAAAUUUGCCUUCCUGGGAGAAACCCCGUCUGGUUUGGGUGAAUGAUUCCUCUGAUAGCUUCUUUAAGCCUGCUUGCCAAUAUAUUGGCAAAGAGUUUAUAAUCACAGUUUAAUAGUGAUAUUGGCCUGUGACUGGAUAUUAACUCUGGGUCACCUCCCUGUUUAGGUAUUAGUGUUACAUAGGCUUCUUUCCAUGAGUUGGGGAUUUUCCCUUGAUUAAGGGUGUUAUUCAUUAUUAUCUUCCAUUUUUUAAUAGAAUUCCACUGGGAGACCAUCUGGGCCUGGUGUUUUCCCUGUUUUAGCCUUCUUGAUUGCAUUCCUGAUUUCUAAUGUUGAUAUCGGAGCAUUAAACAUUUGGACUUUCUCUUUUUUAACCUCUGGGGUUUUCUGUUGGGUUACAUAAUCUUCUACUUCUUCCCCUAUGUCUACAUUUUUAAAAUACAAAUCUUCAUAACAUUUAAGAAAUUUUUGUAAUAUUAGUUUGGGAUCACCUAUUUUUAUUCUGUUGAUUUGUUUUUCCUUUUUCCUUUUUUGAGUUGUUUAUGUGCAAAUUCAAAAUUGUUCUGUUUAAACAUUUUCAGAUUCCAUUCAAUUUCUUGUUCUAUUUUCGACUUGUAUUCUGCCUGUAAUAAUUUGAUUUCUUUUUUUAAUUUUUUCAUUGUUUAGUUGUUUAUUCAGCUCUUUUUCCUUUUCCUUUAUUUCUUCUAACAAUCCCAUUUUCUCCUUAUCGCUUUCUUUUCUUUGUAAGGCAUUUAGUUUUAUAAAGUAUCCCCUAAUAACCGCCUUGCCAGUGUCCCAUAUUGUUCCAACGUCACUCACUUGUUUAUUAUUUAAUUCAAAACAUUCCUUCAAUGUAUUUUUAGUACCCUCUACUAUUUUUUCCUUUUUCAAUAAAGAUUCAUUCAAUUUCCAUCUCCUUGUUCCUGUUCUCCAAUCUGAUUUUAUUCUUAAUAAGACCAGGUUAUGGUCUAAGAUUGUUUUUGGUAUAAUCUGUGACCCCGCAAUCCUUUUAAGCAUAUCUAUGGAAACCCAUAUGGAGUCCAUCCUGCUAGCCGAUUUAUUUGGUUUGGAAAAAUACGUAUAUUAUCUCUCUAAAAGGUGAAGGUACCCCUGCCCGUACGGGCCAGUCUUGACAGACUCUAGGGUUGUGCACUCAUCUCACUCUAUAGGCCGGGAGCCAGCGCUGUCCGCAGACACUUCCGGGUCACGUGGCCAGCGUGACAAGCUGCAUCUGGUGAGCCAGCGCAGCACACGGAACGCCGUUUACCUUCCCGCUGGUAAGCGGUCCCUAUUUAUCUACUUGCACCCGAGGGUGCUUUCGAACUGCUAGGUUGGCAGGCGCUGGGACCGAACGACAGGAGCGCACCCCACCGCGGGGAUUCGAACCGCCGACCAUGCGAUCGGCAGAUCCUAGGCGCUGAGGUUUAACCCACAGCGCCACCCGUGUCCCAUUAUCUCUCUAGCCCAUGCUUAUAUCUCCAAGAGUCUUUUAAGUCAAAGCUUUCAGUCAUAUUCACAAAGCUAGACUGUAAUUUCCCCUGUCCUUUAUUCCCUCCAGAUCUGUCUAGUUGUGGGUUUAUUACCCCAUUAAAGUCUCCGAGUAGUAAUACUUUAUCUUCCAGGUAAUCCAACAGCUUUGUUUCUAAGUUCUUGAAAAAAGCUGCUUUUUUCUCAUUGGGAGCAUACAUCCCUACUAUAAUAAUUUAUAGUAUUAUUAUUAUUAUUAUUAUUAUUAUUAUUAUUAUUAUUAUAUUUGAAUUUAUACCCCUCCUUUUUCCCUGACAGGUACUCAAGGCAGCUUAUGGACAAGCUCGCUCAUCCUUCCUUCCCUCUGUGGCUGGGUACCCCCAUCCCGAAGGGGACACAAUUCAGCUUGGUGGCCAAGGGAGGGGGGAGGGUAGCAGGUGGCAGCAGCAGCUCUUUGGGGGAGGGGGAGGCCUGCUGGGGCUUCCCCUGAUUACAGUGAAAUGCUGCUCCCAAGAUGGAACAUGGUCUGCUGGCAGCUCCUUUUCCCACUGGAGUUGUUGCGCUGCUACAACUCAUGAAUGCUGGCUCUCAGUGAUAUUCAUGCUGGCAGCAUCUUCACAAACAUCUGAGGAGGAGAGGCCUGCUGGGCUUCUCCCACCAUCAGAUGAGUUUCUGCUUGCCCCCGAUACUCUGCCCUGGAACCCGAGAUGAGUUUCUCUUCUUGGAGAUGGGAUAAUGGGCAGCAGAUAGAAUUUUCAAUCAUUAUCUCGGAUAUGUAAAACCUGCAAGGGUUUUGGGGCAUUGGAACAAGCCUGAUUCCUCUUCAGGUGAGUCUAAGCCUGUUUGCCCAUCUCCAUUUGCCACUAAUACCAAGUACUGUUUACAAAAGAUGAAUUACGCUUUCUUUAGCUAAGAGCUGCUUUUAUCUGAGAGCGAGAAACAGUUUGAAUGCCGUGUUUGCAGAUUUUCUCCCCCCCCCCCCGGAAGUCAAGUAGCAUUUUAGCCCCACAGCAACAUGUGAGGUAGGUUAGGCUGAGAGACUGUGACUUCGUGGCCAAAUAGAGAUUGGACCUGGGUGCCCCCAUAUGAAAGGAAUACUUGAGUAAUUACAUAGUGAAUUCCCAACUUUUCUUUUCUCCACAGUCACCCAAGACUUGCUGGAUUCAUGGAUCUUGUAAGUACUCAGAUCUGCUUGAUAUUUUUUUUAAUUACCAUCUUUUAUUUAUUUAAGACACCUCUAUACUUCUUUUCAUCAAAUAUGUCUCAGGGUAGUUAAAAUGAUGAAGGACAAUUCUACUAUUGUGAUUACUAUUCAUCCAUCCAUUCAGUUUCAUAAUGGGAUUGAGGAAAGCUGAUUAUUUCUUGAAGUUUGCUCUGCCCCCUUCACUGGUGCUGCCUAUGCAAAAGCAAGGCAUAAGGACUAAUUCUGCACACACACAGGAUCUGAGUGUGAGGUUGACUCAAAGUCUCCCUCAUAUGGAAUGAACCUGAGGGAGUUGCAGGGCUGUUGCUGCACUGUCCUAACCGCCCCCACUGUGCGUGUUAGCCAGGCACCUCCUCCCUUGUGGGCUGGGGCUCUACAUGCAUACCACAGUAUUGGUACUGAACUUCUCCACAUCCAAUUAGCCCAGGAUCCCUCCCCUCAUGUGCAGGAACUCCUUACACAUACAUCAGCGUGUUGGGCAAUCGUCACAUGGCUUGCAGAAGUAAAAAAAACAUAAAACAGCUAGGGGGCCCUGCCUCCCCCCAAAAAAUUAGCUCAGUGAAGGCUGAGCUUCCUCAGUAGCCACAGAAUGCAGAAAGCUAGCUGGAAAAGAAACGUGGAAGUAUCUAGGAGACAGAGAUGACUGGUUAGAACACUGGAAAGGAGGCCUAGGAAGUGAGACUGUCGGAUACCAUUUUGCUGCACAUAAUAGUACAACAACAAUAACCAUUUUUUAUACUUUGUUUUUGGUGUUCUUCUCCCCUGGUUUAUGCCUGCAAGCUCCAGUCCCUUCUGACAAGACCAUCCAUUGGGAAUGGAAACCCAUUUGCCCUGGCUCUGCACUGACUGCAAGUCCCUCCUCACUGGAAAUCUUGGAAAGUGGAAUAUAUUUUGUCUAUGCUUAUGUGGCCCUUACGGAGGAGGCCUCGACUGAACAUCGCUUUUCUGUUUACCUGAUGGCCGACUCUCAAGUUCACAGUGUUUUCCAAGGGCCCAAUGCUAUGCUUGCAUUUAUAAACAUGGGAAGGCCAUAUUUCCUGAAAAAUGGAAUAAAGUUGCACUUGGACAUUAAUGAAGGACUCACACAUAUUGACAGCAAUAGAACAUACUGGGGGAUUUUAAAAAUUUAACAAAGGCAUCAACCUGUGUCAGCUUUUACUAAGUUGAAAUAACUUGCAGAAUUAAUUCCUGAGGGGGAUUCUGGAUUUCUCAGCACUACACCAAGGCGUUUGCCCAUGUUCCUGGAGGUCGGCUGGUUGCCCAGUCUUUGCCUUACAUUUUCCAAGACCAUAUGCUUUGGCUUUGCUUCACUCCAGCCAACAGGCAGACUAGAUCUUCUUGCACAAAGGAAGCAGAAACUGCAAUACUUUGACUCAUCCAAGACACAUUUGCACCAUUUAAUUGAAUAUCCUGCCUAAACCAAAGAUGGAUGGAAGGUGAACCUAGAUGUACUGGUAGAUUUCUGGGUAAUGUGCAGUAAAUUUGCAAGAAUCUCUGACUCCCAAUUGUCUAACAGUCACAACAACUAAAAAGCCUCCACCCCACCCCCAAAUUUAGGUUGCUGAGAGAUAACAUUGUGGGGAGGGAACCAGAAGGGGAUUUUUGUUUGAAAGAACUUGUGAAUGAACUUGUGAUCACUAUCAUAACUAGCCUCAUGAAGUCCUGAACUGAGCAUAUCCUUAGAGGUAUUCCCUUCAUUUAAUUAUUCAUAUAUAUAUCUGCCUAUCUUUUUAGGAUAAAAAACACUGACUUGAAUGUCAUUGGGCUUCUUCACAUGUUACAUUUUCACAAAUAAAAGCAGUAAUUAACUCACAUUUCUACCAAAUCUAAAUUUAUACAAGUACCUUCUCUUUGAGAUUUUUUAAAUCUCUGGACUUCCCCCCCAUACCCACUUCUGGUUCCUUAUAUUAACCCAAUUCUUCUGCAUUUCCAUACUUACACUUUUCCAAUUAUUAUUUCCCUUAAUUUUAUCUAAUUUUCUACUAGUUGCAUUUACUUAAAAUCCUGC
Messenger RNA from Podarcis lilfordi (Lilford's wall lizard), 12615 nucleotides. The record is from the annotation of a GenBank genome assembly. NCBI's taxonomy places the organism in Eukaryota, Metazoa, Chordata, Lepidosauria, Squamata, Lacertidae.